AUGAUUGCAAAGUCCAUUGUGGCCAAAGGAUUUGAUCCAAGUGAGACUUUGACCACUCGCGGGUGCCACAUUGGCUUUGGUACACUAAGAUUUGGUGACGGUCAGAAGCGUGGGCUUGCCUGUAGAUUAGUGUCACUUGGCUGUUGCAUUGUGCACUGUAUGGCUGGGCGUGGGCUUUCUACACUAAGAUUUGAUGCAGUGAGUGACAACUUCUAA
Messenger RNA from Durusdinium trenchii, 216 nucleotides. The record is from the annotation of a GenBank genome assembly. NCBI's taxonomy places the organism in Eukaryota, Dinophyceae, Suessiales, Symbiodiniaceae.